UGGUGAUGGAACAAUACGUAAAACUGCUGAAAUAUGGAAGAAAUGGAAUGCAGCUAAUGGAAAUAAUUUACAUGGCUUGCAGUUACGUAUUCUGAGGCGUGGGCUUGAAAUGCUAGCUCCAAGUGGUCGAAUUGUAUAUUCAACAUGUUCUUUAAAUCCCAUUGAGAAUGAAGCUGUAAUUUCUACAAUUUUGCAGGAAGCUAAAGGAACAGCUGAAUUGCUCGAUGUUGGUUCAUCUUUACAAGGUUUAAAAACUUGUCCUGGUCUUUCUUACUGGAAGGUGGCAAACAAGGAAUUGGAAUUUUUUGAGAAGUUUGAAGAAGUUCCGGAGAAAAAUCUAACUCAUAUUAGGCCUCAUAUGUUUCCUCCUUGCAGUGAAGUUCUACAGGAUUUGCAUUUAGAGCGGUGCUUGCGUGUCUUACCUCAUCAUCAAGAUACUGGAGGUUUUUUUGUUGCUGUCAUUCAGAAGACUAAUAAGCUGCCUUGGGAAAAGACAUCAGAUGAUGUAAAGCAGAAUAGAGAUAGGAGCCCUCCUCCCAAAAAAAGAAAAAUAUGGGGAUACAAAGAAGAUCCAUUUGUUUUUUUAGAAGACACUGAAGAAAUCUGGCCUAAAAUAAGAGAUUUUUACAAAUUAGAGGAUUUUCCUGCUGCACAGCUUCUCAGCAGGUGUAGAGAAGGGAAAAAACGAAAUUUAUAUUUCACUUCAAGUUUGGUGAAGAACAUUAUUGAAGAAAAUUCUCAAAAUCUAAAGAUAAUAAAUACUGGCAUCCGUAUUUUCUGCAGAAGUGAAAACAAAGAUACUACAUGCAUAUUUAGAUUGACCCAAGAAGGCAUACAAACAAUUUUGCCUUUCAUGAGAGACAGGAUGAUGGAAGUCAAUAGAGAUGAUCUUAUAUUACUGCUUACAAAUGAGUAUCCUGCCCAUACUUUAUUUAGUGAAGAGACACAGAAAAAACUCUCUAACACUGAUUCAGGAUGCCUGGUAUUGUGUUACACUGGAAAUAAAGGAGCUGAAGAUGAAUUUAAGAUUGAGUUGUGUGGAUGGAAAGGAAAUCAAACUUUACGAUGUUAUGUACCAAAAGUAGGACGAGCACAUUACUUGAGGAUAUGUGGAGUUGAUGUAUCUGAAUAUGGUAAAAUUUUAUUAUUAUUUUUAUCUUAA
This is a messenger RNA of Stegodyphus dumicola, 1162 nucleotides long. RefSeq names its product tRNA (cytosine(34)-C(5))-methyltransferase Nsun2 (gene Nsun2). The record is from RefSeq and is a predicted model, not a curated record. Gene Ontology annotation, biological process: tRNA methylation. Gene Ontology annotation, molecular function: tRNA (cytidine-N5)-methyltransferase activity; tRNA binding. Gene Ontology annotation, cellular component: nucleus; cytoplasm. NCBI's taxonomy places the organism in Eukaryota, Metazoa, Arthropoda, Arachnida, Araneae, Eresidae.